Acanthaster planci (crown-of-thorns starfish) is the source of this 5644-nucleotide messenger RNA. RefSeq lists its product as uncharacterized. NCBI's taxonomy places the organism in Eukaryota, Metazoa, Echinodermata, Asteroidea, Valvatida, Acanthasteridae. The record is from RefSeq and is a predicted model, not a curated record.
ACGGACCAUUUCCUGUUAAAUCCAGUUUCACUGGUUUGAAACCAUUCGGAAUGGUGUCAAACUUAUAGCAUAACAAGUGAAGUUAUGCUUAAUAGUCAAAAUUCUUGUUCCCACCCUGUCAUCUUUUCAUUUUUCGGAACUUUUUGGCCCAGCUGUGUGCAAAAAAAAUUACAUGUACUACGUACAUGUAAUUUAGUAAGAGCGCCACCAAUUGGUACACAUGAGAAAGGGUGAAACGACGGCGGCCCCCACGUUCAGGUAGUUUUUGUAUUUUACUGCUAAUUGUACAUCGUAGCAUGAUCGUAGCGACAGCCAGAGCAGUGUAAGUCAUUUAAACGUGUUAAAGGAAGUAAUACUGCUCGCCAUGAAGAGAACGUUUGAAGUGCCACCUUCACAAGCUGAAUCCAGUCCUCCUUCAACACCUACUCCCUCUCCCAGGGAACUGCCAAAAUGGUUUGAGCUGAGAUCAUUCCAGUAUGAUGGUCGAGUGUUUGUUGUUUCUCUACCGGGGCUGUGCUUAGCCUUAGCCCUGUCUGGAGAGCUGCUCCUUGGCGUGGUGGUGACUGGAGGGCUAAUCAUCCACUUCAUGCAGAGUGGGGGUGCCAGACGAAGAGCCGUGUUGGCCUUCCUCUUUGUGUUUAUCGCGGCGCAGGUCAGCACCAUCUACUCAGCCCUGCCACUGGUGUGGGAAUCCAUAUACCACAUCAUCACCAUCCUCCUCCUGAACAUGUCAGUUGUCUUGACAGGUGGAUGGGUUCUGCUUCACUUUGAAGAAUUCCUGAAAGAGGAACCGUCGUUAGCAGAGAUCAUAGAGCUGUCUCUCUUCACGAUCUUUCCAACCGUGUCAGUGGCCGUAUUCACUUGUAUCCUGGCAAUGGUUACCUGGUCUCAUUACAUACCCUACAGUGUCAUCAUUCAUGGCUUCCUUGUGCUUAGACUCUUUGUAACCCCCUCACCGCCAUCAUUUCGUAAGAGGAACAUGGGAUCCUACUCUGAUGUCUUUGUGCUCGGUCACGCCGAAGUCUCCCUCCUCCUGAUUCUAUACAUAUCAGCACCAGUUGAGAUUUUCAUCAUUUUGAAUGUUUGGGACCUGCUUAGCCUGAUCACCAUUUUGGAGCUUCUACUGUUAUUCACCUUACCUUGCUUCCUGAUGACUCUUCUAGAAAUAAGAACCUGGUCUGAUCGCUAUGGUAUUCCUCACAGGUAUAUCGUGUGGUCAAGAUGGGCUUUUGGACUUGCAUCCUUGUUUUUUGGGUGGAUACUUUUGAGUCAGACACAAGAUUCCUUGCUUGUUCACUGGCUCUCAGUGACAAUACUUGGGAAUGUUUUACUUGGCUGGACAGCCACCCAAAAGGGGCAAAUUGGUCACAUGUUUAAAAUGUUGUGUAGUUUGGCAGUGUUGUGUAUUUAUGUUCUAGCCGUGCACUACAGUAUUCCAUGGCAUUUGACACUUCCAAGUGUAAACCUUAGUAUUGUUGGGUUUGGACUUACCAUGAAUGCACUGCUCUCUGUUGCCUGUUUCCUUGCAUGCAGUGCAGGAAAUCGCAGACUGUGUACAACCCUGUUGAUAGCAUUCAUGGCAGGGAUGGUUUACAAUGAAUUGUACCUCAGUGAACAGAAAAUGUACUCCAUCUUGCUGAUGUCAUGCACAAGUGUCAUUAGCACGUAUCUGCUAGUGAGGCUAUUAUCCGCCGGCAUCAUCUUUUGGUAUGGUGUGUGGGUUGGGUCAGCAGUCCAUGCUUCCAAGUUACCAUUUUUUAUUGGUUUGCUGACAGGGAGGCCAGCUGAUACCAGCCGUUUUGUUGGGGUACCAGUUGUUGCUUUUACCCUGGCUGUGACUAAGCUACUGUUUUUUGAGUAUCAGAAAGAAAUCUCCAACAACAGUGCUCUAUGUUAUGUUGUAAGCGUCUUGGCAAGUUUGUUGCUUUGCUUUCAUAGUUUGAUUGAGCCUCUGAGUUACAUGCUUUUUGACAACUCACUAACCGUGGUCCAAACAGUUUGCUUCAUAGUGGCAUUAACUGGGACUGUUUGCCUCAAACUGAGUGUACAGCAUUUGCACCAUGUAGCCAUAGCCCACAGAGUGAAUCUUCUCUGCCUUGCUGCCUCUGGGCUAGCGUUUAUCUUACAACCAUCCAGUGCCCUUGACUGGCAUGCAUUUAGCCGCUGGCUGACAUUGCUGGCUGGUACUCUUGUUGCAGCUGCCAUCCUAGGAAUCGUGUCUGCCAAUCAGAGCCUUUUUGCCGUGUUCUUCCAGUCAGUCAUCGUCGGUCUGGCAUCCGGAGCAGAAGCCUCCGAUGUUCUCUUUGCAAUGCCCAGCAAGCUCACCCUGUUGCAGUACACCCUGUCUUGCACACCUUGCGCCUUCAUUCUUCUCUCACUUUGGGCAAACUUCACAGCGAAACGGGCUGUCAGGAAGCAACCUCUUCUCAAGCCGGUAGUCUUUUUUCUUGCCAUCGUAGCCUCUGUAACUUACAUCACUGAACUGAGUCAAAAAGCUGGAGCCAACUUUAGUCUCUUGGAGGAUUUCCGAACACCAUGUCUACGUCUCUAUUGUGCUACUAGUUUACUGCUAAGUUUUGCUCUCCGCUUGUACUGUUUCCUUAUACAAAGCACGGACCCUUUCGGGUUUUCUCCAAAUAAAGUCUCCACCAUCAGCAAUGUAUUCACCAUCUUGGCGUACCUUCUGGCAUGUCUCAACUGCCCUCUUCAGCCAUGGGAGAUCUGGAACUCAGGCUGUGCGUUACUACUCCUCAAUCUCCAGCAGGACCCUGAGAUCCUCACCUCCCUUGCACCAAAACGCAGAACAGGCAUUGUCCUUGGUGCUUGCCUCUUCGGCAUUUAUUCUUCAACAGUUCUUCAUAGUGAUCUUCUCGUGACUGGAAUAAGUCUGCUCGCCUUUUUUGAGGCCCUCCUUCUCCUUGCAACCCUGCCAGUCUUCGUCACUUUUGUACAGCAUCAGGUCAUCAGUGACCAUGUACUGAAUGUGGAGCUUGUUGUGUUUCUGACACCUCUCAACGCCUUGUUCUUUCUUGUUGGAAGCAGCUUUACAAGUUGGUUGCUGAGUUGUGUUGGACUCAGUGCUGGGAUCUGGAUGCUGGUUGAAAAAAUAUCAAUCAAGGACCUCUAGACUGAAAAAGUAUCAGAGUCUAUCGGUUUAUAUCUAUGUACAUGAAUAUUUUGUUAAUUCGUAGUAUUGCCUGACACAGGCCUUUUUCAAUUACAGUGUUUGGUCAACUAUGAGGGUUACUAGCGACCAUGUGAUGAUGGGUAUCAAUUGAGACAUGCUAUGAGAUUUUAAAAUUCUAACUUCAGUGUUUUCUGCCCAGAAGCUCCAUGCACGUUACGUACAUGUAUGCUGUUGAUUUUUAAGAUUCCCCUAUCACCCCUACAGAGAAACUGCAAUAGGCUACUGCCUGUCACAAAAUUUGUGAAGUGCAGAUAAUCGAUGGCACUAGGCAUUGUGGGUUGCUGCCUUAAUGCAAACUUAUUGGAUUGGGUUUUCAGUCCUACCUGAUUCCAUGUUUUCAUUUUGUGGAAUAUUUGUCCACUGUUGUCCUCCCACCCCUAAAACUGACCCUACAUCUUAAUUGUCUUUUCACUUAUAAUCAUUCUGUAACUGGCACUAAGUGCACUUUGGGACAUCAAAAACGAAAAAUGUAUACUUGUGUACAUGUACAUUGAGGUGUAGACCCAUGCUGUUUUUAAAGUUCCAUUUAAUAAAGGCUGGGAAAAUAACGUCAUACAUUCGGAAUUCGCUUGUGCCAGCCUUCUGUAAAGGGGAUGGCCAUAAGUGAACCACUGUCAAUCGGGUUCACUCUAAACUAUAGAGGCCUUGAUCAUAGGAAUUGCAGUGAAAGGCCUACGGACGUAAACAAAAAAUCUAGGCUCUCUGGCAGCCAUUUUACCAUACCGAAUACAAAGACAGUGGUUGGCUCGCUUACUGCUAUUAAUUCCAAGAACAAUUUGGUUAACAAUGGUGAGCUAUCCUUUAUAUUUCCCUUGUAUUCGGCCUGGUAAGAUGGCUGCAGGUGGCUUCAGUAGCCCGUAAAGGCAUUGCGAGUCCAACAUUUUUCGUUUGACGCCAUGUAUGCUGGGCACCCGGGCUGUGUCCAAAUGAUACGCUGCGUCUUAAAAUAACUACCCACCAAAGCGACAGGCAGCAAGCACUUGUAAUAGAUCAUGUCGCGUCAUCCCUGCCCAGAUAGAGCUGCAUGUAGUUGAUUCAUACAUGGCCUUUAAUAGUUUUCUCCUCAAAGUCAAUGUACUAAGUCUAACAUUUGUUCACAUGGUAAACACGGCGCACAUACGUAUGCAGAAAUAACUGCACGUGUACAAGUUUUAGCCUACCCUUGGACUUUCUUAAAUGUUUGAUUUAUGUACGCGAAUUGUUUUUCAAAACAUUUUCCCGUAGGAAGUUUUUUGCAGUGCUUUCAAUUCUAAACUUGAAGAUGUAUAAAAUAUGUCAACUGAGUAAUUUGUAUUCGAUGUCGGAGAGGGGAUCCGUCUCAUCAAAAUCAUGUUGGAAGGUGCCGUGGACGGAGGGGUGAGAGGACAGAAAUCUCGUAUGUUGCAUAUCUCUAUCUAAAGGACACUACAGAAGUCAACGUCAACAGUGAACCAUAGACACAAAACAGUCGUUUUUGGCGCACGUCCAUAUCGCAGUGACCAGUGGCCCAUAGACACAAAACAGUCGUUUUUGGCGCACGUCCAUUGCAGUGACCAGUGGCCCAUAGACACAAAACAGACGUGGUUGGCGUUAUUUCAUCGCAUAACAGGGGUCGGUACAUCUACAGCAACUGUUAAUGUUGAUAUGAAAAAGAACCUCAUUAAAGUUCACUUAAGAGGUCAAUCGGUUUCUGAUAGCAACAAUUUUCGCCUGCAUGACAGAGAACGUUGCAGACAUUAUGGUUGCAUAACAGGACUGCCAUUGGUCAGACCAUCAUGGGAUGGGGCUUCAUGAAUUGAUUCUUUUCUUUAAACUUGUAGAUAUCGUGACAGGUGUCUGAGGGAAGAGAACUGGGCAAAUGUUGGUUCAGUAAUUCUUUGAGUAAAAUCUUUACGUUUCUAAAAUCGGAUUACGUGUUUUUGUAAUUUCAACAGUUAGUAAACCUCCAGUAGGUUUUGUCUUUGGAUGCAUUUACAAUGUGGAACAAAGUCCUCGAGACAGUUCAUCUUGUUAUAUUUGAAACAAGUACCUUGUAUUAUCAGUAAUCCAAGUAGAAAACACAAAAGAGGACUAGGUACCUAAAAUUGUCGUUGUGUAAACAUGACGUUGUAUUAACUAUACUCAUCUUACCUGCUUUCCAUUGUAGUCUUAAUCUGUGAUAUUCUUCUCUAUCGCCCCAUGCUCACGUGAGGCAUGUACGUGUAUUGAUGCACUCAAAAUCAAUGGAUGAACUGUGACUUUGGUGAGCUCAUUAGCCGUGGGUUAUCUGGUAGUUUUGCUGGAAGUAAAGGAGUGUACACCUGUACAAAGUGCACUAACAUGUAUGUUUAAAUGUCAGUAAUUUUUGUGUGUGUUGCAGCCUGACCUAAAUGAAGUUAAAGGGAAUAAUACUGCGAUUGGGUCGUUACUGCGAUGGGGUCAGGUGAUGAUUGAUUGAGUCGAAUUUUCCAGGCAACUGCAGUAUAUUUUAGAAAUCAA